AUGGCUCCGAAAAGAGAAUCCUCUAUUAAGAAAUCACCUUCACCAGUGACCCAACCGCGACUGGGUCCCCCUUACCCCAGCCUGCCUGCAACUGCUGCGGCACCGAAAGCUUCUCUAGACCAGAAACCAAGGAUGCUGCGUCCCUCAGAUUCACCGUUUGACCCCAGUACUUUGGAGUCUGACUUCUCGGAAGAUCAAAUCCUCGAGUUCAAGGAAGCAUUCCUGCUCUUCGACAAGACCGGAGAUGGGAAGAUCAACUACAGCCAGUGUGGGGACGUCAUGCGGGCCCUGGGACAGAACCCUGUCAACGCUGAGGUGCUCAAGGUCCUGGGCAACCCCAAGGCUGAGGAGAUGAACAGCAAGAUGCUCGACUUUGAGCAGUUCCUGCCCAUGUUCCAGGCCAUCGCUAAGAAUAAAGACCAGGGCUCCAUGGAGGAUUUUGUGGAGGGACUGCGUGUCUUUGACAAGGAGGGCAACGGCACAGUAAUGGGAGCAGAGCUACGUCACGUCCUCACCACGCUAGGCGAGAAGAUGUCAGAGGAGGAAGUGGAGACGCUGCUGGCAGGACACGAAGAUGCAAAUGGUUGCAUCAAUUAUGAAGAACUGGUCAGGAUGGUGAUGAACGGGUGAAGAAACAAAGAUCAUCCUUCAGUUUUUUUUUUUUUUUUACCCUGUCACAUAAACCCUCUUUUUGCAGUUGGCCUCUACAUUCCUGCCCCCUCCUCAUUCCAUGGAUUAGUUUUCCACAUUUAAUUUAAGAAGUGCCUUUACAUUCCCAUCAAAAGACCACAAAUAAUCUGGCUGUUGCUCCCAAUUAUGUUGUUUGCAUUUAAAUAAAUGUUUUCCCUGAAAACUUA
Messenger RNA from Pleuronectes platessa (European plaice), 857 nucleotides. RefSeq lists its product as uncharacterized. The record is from RefSeq and is a predicted model, not a curated record. The coding region runs from base 1 to 630 and encodes 209 amino acids. Gene Ontology annotation, cellular component: myosin II complex. Lineage: Eukaryota; Metazoa; Chordata; Actinopteri; Pleuronectiformes; Pleuronectidae. The transcript has 6 exons. Gene Ontology annotation, molecular function: structural constituent of muscle; calcium ion binding.